AUGAUCCUCCCCUUCAUCGGCGUUUUCCUCUCCCUCACAAUAUGGAGCACCUUGCUCCCAGUCCCGGGCCUCACCACCCCACAAGACCCGCUCAUCAAACGCAUCUCCGCCGCCAUAGAAGUCACCACCAUGGCAAAGGGCAUCCACGACCUCGCCGAGCUGGCGACGGCGUCCGCGCAUACCUACCGCGCGCCGUCCCCUCGACCAAGCGUCGUCCACCAUUCACCCACAACCCCCACCACGACCGCCUCACCCCCCGACACAAGUCCCACCGCGCUCGCCGCGCCGCAGACCAAAGCCCUGGCCGUUCCGCAAACAAAGGCCCUCACCAUCUACAUCCCGCUGCGCGAGCCCCCGCACCCAGACACCAGCAAGGUCUGCAUCCCGCCGCCGGGCUUCUUCGUCCCCUACCGCUACCGCUCGAUGACGCCGUGCGCCGUCUGCAGCCUGCUGACCCUGGCCAAGGUCGGGGCCAUCGUCUGGUUCGUCGUCGAGAUCGUCCUGCUGAUGCUCCGCAUGGCGUGGGCCGUCGGCCGCGACAUGUACGACGCCUUCGCGCAGCUGACGAGCCCACAUCCCGAUGUGGUUGAUAGCCCCUCUGCGCUAUACGACGAGAUCGAUGCUCUGGUUGAGGGCCUGGCGCCUGAGGCCCCCGCGGCGGAUGUCUGCUGCUUUCCCUUCCAGGGUGCGUUCGCUGCGAAGCUGGGUACUGCUGCUGCUGCUGCUGCUACCGAAGAACAAGAACAUCGAUCGACAGAACAGCAAAAGACGUGUACCACUCACUGUGAGCUGGAGACGGCGACAGCGCACUCCCGCCCCGGACAGCAGUGGGCGCCAGUGUCCCCGGCUGCAGGGAUGGGCACCGCGUCAGAAGGCAGCGCGGACGAGGUCAGGUCCGUCAUGGACGCUGAUCUCGACGUGGCCUCUGCGUGGGCUCCGCCCUAUGCGCCGGCGAGACAUUGGGCCCUGGUUGUUCGGCGGCUGGAGAAUGUGUCGCCGUUCUACUUUCUCGAGUUUUGCACCUCCGCUGCCACCAUCACCACCACCACCGCCACUAUCGCAACAGCAUCAGCUGGGAGGAGGAGCAACAGCACCACCAGCACCAGAAAGAGCAGCAGCAGGAGCAACAGCAGCAACGUGAGGAAAACACCGAAAGUCUCGUGGCAGACACCAGCGCAGAGAAGCGCAAACGAAAGCGCAAGCGACCCAGCCAGGCGAAGCGACGCCGCAAUGCGCGAAGGAGGCAAAGGGAAGAACAAGAGGGAAAUGAGAUCGGGAGAGUUGGCGCGGACUCAUAGUGGGAAUAUGGCUUAUUGA
Messenger RNA from Aspergillus terreus NIH2624, 1317 nucleotides. RefSeq lists its product as uncharacterized. Bases 1 to 1317 code for a protein of 438 amino acids. The transcript is spliced from 2 exons. Lineage: Eukaryota; Fungi; Ascomycota; Eurotiomycetes; Eurotiales; Aspergillaceae. The record is from RefSeq and is a predicted model, not a curated record.